Molecule: messenger RNA, 705 nt
Organism: Pipistrellus nathusii (Nathusius's pipistrelle)
Lineage: Eukaryota; Metazoa; Chordata; Mammalia; Chiroptera; Vespertilionidae
Source: the annotation of a GenBank genome assembly
AUGAACAACAAGUUCGACGCAUUGAAAGAUGAUGACAGUGGUGACCAUGAUCAGAAUGAAGAAAACAGCACACAGAAAGAUGGUGAGAAGGAAAAAAUGGAACGGGACAAAAGUCAGAGCAGCAGUAAGAGGAAGGCUGUUGUCCCGGGACCAGCAGAGCAUCCCCUGCAGUAUAACUACACUUUCUGGUACUCCAGGAGAACCCCCGGCCGACCCACCAGCUCACAGAGCUAUGAACAGAAUAUCAAACAGAUUGGCACCUUUGCUUCUGUGGAGCAAUUCUGGAGGUUUUACAGCCACAUGGUACGUCCUGGGGACCUGACAGGCCACAGUGACUUUCAUCUCUUCAAAGAAGGAAUUAAACCCAUGUGGGAGGAUGAUGCAAAUAAAAAUGGUGGCAAGUGGAUUAUUCGGCUGCGGAAGGGCUUGGCAUCGCGUUGCUGGGAGAACCUCAUCCUGGCCAUGUUGGGGGAACAGUUCAUGGUUGGGGAGGAGAUCUGUGGGGCUGUAGUCUCUGUCCGGUUUCAGGAGGACAUUAUUUCAAUAUGGAAUAAGACUGCCAGCGACCAAGCAACCACAGCCCGAAUCCGGGAUACACUUCGGCGAGUGCUUAACCUACCUCCCAACACCAUUAUGGAAUACAAAACCCACACCGACAGCAUCAAGGACAAUUCAAGCUUUCGAAAUACAAAAAUCACAUUGUGA